Molecule: messenger RNA, 516 nt
Organism: Rhizopus microsporus ATCC 52813
Lineage: Eukaryota; Fungi; Mucoromycota; Mucoromycetes; Mucorales; Rhizopodaceae
Exons: 2
Coding region: 1-516 (171 amino acids)
Biological process (GO): regulation of transcription by RNA polymerase II
Cellular component (GO): CCAAT-binding factor complex
Molecular function (GO): RNA polymerase II cis-regulatory region sequence-specific DNA binding; DNA-binding transcription factor activity, RNA polymerase II-specific
Source: RefSeq, a predicted model, not a curated record
AUGAAUACUCAACCAGCACAAGGUGGAAAUAUUAUUUACAGAGGUACAAAUGGCGAAGUCAUCAUAACCCAAACCCAACCACCACCGCAACCCCAACCACCAGUGGUGGAAGAAGAGCCCUUAUAUGUAAAUGCUAAACAGUAUCACCGUAUUCUUAAACGACGUGCUGCUAGAUUAAAACUUGAAGAGAUGCACAAAUUGGAAAGAACAAGAAAACCAUAUCUUCACGAAAGUAGACACAAGCAUGCUAUGCGUCGUCCAAGAGGUCCUGGUGGCAGGUUCCUAACUGCUGCUGAAAUUGCUGAAUUACAAAAAGCCGGAAAAUUACCUACAAACAACAGCAACAACAGCAACAGCAAUAACAGCAACAAUACGAAUGAAAGCAACAACAACAGCAAUAACAACUAUCAUCAAGUCAACGGUAACCAUAGCAGCGCAAAUGGAAACACCAUUUCAACAGAAGAUAUGAAAAACCAAAACCCAUCAUCAAGUUUAACCAACGAAUUCCAUCAAUAA